Molecule: messenger RNA, 1566 nt
Organism: Alternaria rosae
Lineage: Eukaryota; Fungi; Ascomycota; Dothideomycetes; Pleosporales; Pleosporaceae
Exons: 1
Coding region: 1-1566 (521 amino acids)
Source: RefSeq, a predicted model, not a curated record
AUGUCUCCUUCAUGGGACACCAGAAGUCCGACGGACGACGGUCCUCCCAAGGAUCCUUUUGCUUUUGGGCAAAGGAGGGAAACUUCAUGGGGCUACACAAGUCCCACGGAAGACAGUCCUCCCAAUGAUCCUUUUGGGCGCAGGCGGGAAAUGCUCAACUGUGAUGACCCGCCCAGCUACUCAUCACUUACCAUACGACGCUCCAAUGACACAGAGCACCCUUGGAAUGGAGCUCUGUCAACAUAUCGACGUCACGUGCGUGCUUCCUCCACAGCUGGACCCUUUCGUGGUUCUCACCGCCAAACGGUACGACAACUUAGCGAGCAUGAGCUUCGCAACGCAGUACAAUCUUCUCCCGAAUCGCGACUAGGUUCAUUCAUGCCAUCACUGCCACCACUGCCGCCACCACCACCAUCACAGCCACCGCUAUUACCAGGGUCAUCACGGUCACCAUUACCACAACUGCUACCACGAUCACCACGGGCACCGCUGCCUGCAUCAACCACAAAACCACGCGGAGCUGUGUCCACGCCUGUCCAACCUCCCUCGUUCUCAAUGUCCUAUGCUCCGAAUGGCAUGGCUGCCAACCAAGACGGCACUUUAGACCAAACAAAGUUCCCCGAGCUCACAUGGCCCUCGCGAUGGGGCCAUAUUCCCUCAAACACUACCAAUCGCUCCGCAAACGUGAUCGCACCCAUCAACCAGGAGACGGGAGAGGUACAUGGAUCUCCUUACAACAAACUUCCCUAUACGAAUGUCAAUGUCAACACACCUUCUCCCGCUUCCAAAGAUACAUCAAGAACUACGCUGCCAAUUCGAAUUCUUGGUGACCGAUGUAAGCCGCCAGUUUUCGGAGAGCCUACAGCUCUCAAGUCUACAGCGUACGAGCCUCUUAUCUUCACUACACCCGAAUUGCCCUUCGAAGCCCGGAGAGAGACGUUGACAAAAGCCCGAGAUUCGGCUUUUCUCAACAAGUCAACACAACUCGAAGACCCACCAGGCCUCAGAGCAUAUCUGGACACUAUCCGUGACCUUCGCGAGCGAAAAUACUCCGACACAGAGAUCGACAUAAUGGUCGCGGAUAUGGACAAUGUCGAACUCUCCUUCCCCGAGCUUCUGGAGAAGCUCAGAAACGGGUCACCGACGGACACCGCUACUAAGCAAGCGGAGCGCGCUCAGAGCAAUGUUGGUGCGCGACCGACGACUAGCACGACGCCCACAACACCUGCCAAACGUGACGCGCCGACAUACUCCUGCAGUCCCUCUGACGUGGAGAAGAGGAGGACUAAGUUGCCCAUCAGGAGCCAGAUAACUACAAACGUUAUCAAAUCGCGUUUCGCAGUCGAGAACCUCGCUUCGGCGCAAACCGAUACUACUGCCUGUGCCAAGGUGGAUAGCUGGUCGGCGACUGACAAGUCCAAGGCCCCUGAAGAGAAGGCUCCCGAGGACGAGUUCGAGACGCUGAACUUGGACUCGGAUGAAGAGGAAUGGGACAAGAUUGACGUAGAUGAGGAGUGGGAAGUUGUCAAUGAUCCGAGAGUAGAAGUGGAGAAGAACGCGGUUUAG